CGACUCUGAUUCACCAAACCCAACCCACCAGCCGAGCCAACCCCACCAUCUCUCUAGUCUCUCCCAUUCUCUGUCAAAGCCUCAAAGGCGUCGUUAAGCCGUCGAAAGCCCGUCAAAAGGGGAAAAACCCGAAAUGAAGAAUAAGGCGUCGCGGCUCUCCUGAUUCCAGCGUCGACUUUCGACUUUCUCUUAAAAAAGCUGAUCUCACCCUUUUGUUUCUCUCUCCUCGUUCUCGCUCGGCUCCGAUCUUCGGCUCAGAUCCAACGCCCAUCUCCUCCCUUUCUCUUUCCCUCUCCCUCCUCUGCAACUCUUUCUUUCUCUCUCUACAGCUUUCUCUCUCUAAACUCUCUCUCUCUCUUCGAUUCUCUCUCUGCUUCUUCACUCUCGAUGUUUCGCACUCCAACGGGAGGAGGAGUUGAAGAGGGAGGAGUUAUUUUUUAUGUGUUGUGGUUGCGUUUCUGAGGAUUGAGGCUUAGGGGAAGACUGAGUCCGCGCGAUGCUUCUAUUUCUCGUGAAUUUUGAGGAUUUGGUGGAAGGCUGAGAGCAUAUUCAUCCCCUAAAUGCAAUUAUUUUUGGUAGGAAAGCAACUUAUUAAAGAAUAUUACCAGACUUGAGUCCCUAACUUAUAGUGGCUGCAUUAGUGGAACCAAUGGACUGGAGUGUAAAUAAUGCAUUUAAAACAUAUAAAGUAAUGCCCAGUUGCUGUCAGAUAUCUUGUUUGCAAUUCUUGGAUUUAGUGGGUUUUUCCAAGGACGAUCAGGGAUUUUCUACUGAGUUGUGGAGGAAGGCGUAGAGAUUGUCUCCUCUUACAGAAGAAAAGGAAUGACAAAAUCUUCAAAGGGAGGAAGUUUCUGAUCAGAUAUUGAAAAAGAUGCAGAACCCAAAUCAGUAAUGGAUAUGGCUCUCAUUCCAAACAUUGACCCAAGAGAUAUUGGAUUGGGUUCUUCAGAAAAGGGCAAUGUUGGUCCUGCAGCAAAACCAAGAAAGAAGACAAUGACAUCAGUUUAUCUCAAGUUUUUUGAGACAGCUCCUGAUGGGAAAAGUCGUAGGUGUAAAUUUUGUGGACAGAGCUAUUCUAUUGCAACUGCCACUGGCAAUUUGGGAAGGCACCUGAGCAACCGCCACCCAGGAUACGAUAAGUCCGGGGAUGCUGUCACCAGUUCGGCCCCACAGCCUAUCACAAUAGUCAAGAAACCUCAAACUCAAGUGAAAUCACCACAAGUGGAUUUCGAUCAUUUGAACUGGUUGCUAAUAAAGUGGCUCAUUUUGGCCUCACUCCCUCCUUCAACCUUGGAGGAAAAGUGGCUUGCAAACUCCUUUAAAUUUCUCAAUCCGUCAAUUCAACUCUGGCCAGGUGAAAAGUAUAAAGCCGUAUUCCGUGAAGUUUUCAGAAGCAUGAGAGAAGAUGUAAGGGCAUCUUUGGAACAGGUUUCAUCAAAAGUAUCGAUCACAGUUGAUUUCUGGACAUCCUAUGAACAGAUUUUUUAUAUGAGUGUUACAUGUCAUUGGAUUGAUGAAAACUGGUGCUUUCAAAAGGUUCUUCUUGAUAUUUGUCACAUACCUUACCCUUGUGGAAGCAAUGAGAUCUAUCACUCACUGAUAAAGGUUCUCAAGAUGUACAAUAUUGAAAGCAAAGUCCUAUCCUGCACCCAUGAUAACAGUCAGACUGCCAUGCAUGCAUGCCAUUCCUUAAAAGAGGAUUUGGAUGGUCAGAAAGUGGGACCCUUCUGCUACCUCCCUUGUGCUGCUCGCACUUUGAACAUGAUCAUAGAUGAUGGAUUAAGAACCACAAAGCCAGUAAUCACUAAGAUCCGGGAGUUUGUACUGGAGAUGAACUCAUCCUCAGAGAUUUCUGAGGAUUUUAUUCAAUUCACAACUGUUUAUCAAGAAGGCAGUUGGAAGAUUCCGCUUGAUGCUUCAGCCCGGUGGAGCGGCAAUUACCAGAUGCUUGACAUUGUGUGCAAGGCUGGCAAGUCCAUGGAUGCUGUCAUCAGGAAGUAUGAGGAGACCCUAAGCGGUAGGAUGUUGCUCAACCCUGCAGAGAAGAAUGCAGUUAACAUUGUGUAUGCGUAUUUGGAAGCCUUCUACAAAAUCACACUCAACAUGAUAAACAAGGUGCCAACAAUUGGUCUGGUUCUUUUCUUCAUGGAUCACAUUUCCGAAAUGAUUGCUGGUUGCAGAGAAUCCCUUCGUAGUCCAGACUGGCUAAAGAAUGCUGCUGAAGAAAUGGCCAAAAAGACUCGCAGCUACAGCAAUCAGGUAUGCAAUAUAUUUACAUACAUGACAGCAAUUCUUGAUCCCCGAAUCAAAGCUGAGCUCAUUCCAGAGAGCCUCAACUCGGAAACCAAUCUAGAGGAAGCAAGAACCCAUUUCAUGAGAAAUUAUUCAACAAACCAUUUCCCAUCCAUUGCCAGUGGAUAUAGUGCUCAAGAGAUUGAGGAUGGGGCGAGUGUUUCUUUUGCUGAGGAAAUUGCUAGAAAGAAACGAAGGGUGAGCAUGAGCACCGCCACUGACGAGCUCACCCAGUACCUGUCAGAGCCACCUGCUCCAAUACCAACAGAUGUUUUGGAGUGGUGGAAGGUGAACACUACACGUUAUCCACGGCUAUCUACAAUGGCCCGUGAUUUCUUGGCUGUUCAGGCAACUUCUGUGGCACCUGAAGAAGUGUUUUGUGGCAAAGGAGAUGAGAUGGAUAAACAACGGUUCUCAAUGCCACAUGAUAGCACACAAGCUCUCCUAUGUAUUAGGUCAUGGACGCAUGGUGGAAUCAAAUUGAAGUAUAAAUCAACCGAGAUAGACUAUGAAAGCCUGAUGGAAUUAGCGACGGCUGCAGCAGAUAAUGGCACUGCAGGCUUCGACAAGAAACAAAAAUGAGGAGAGAAAACAGGACUUGUAACCAUAAAGAAAAUGAAAAUGGAGAGGUUUUAGCAGCAACUUGGGUCACGCAGCAACAUGGAUACCUGUAAUGUAGCUUCAACUCAGAAGCAGGAAUGGGUGUUCCAUUUACAUUCUCUUUGUUGUAUGUAAUUUGAUUGUACAGAUGAGAAUUUGAGAGAAUGCUAACUAGAAGAGAGGGAGAUAUGGCCUUUAAAUUAUUAGUGUUAUGGCGACCAGUUUGGAACAUACUGAUGUCAAAUUUUUGUUCAAUUUAGGCCACUAAGUAAAUAUUUGUUUGUGCUUUAA
Molecule: messenger RNA, 3183 nt
Organism: Vitis vinifera (wine grape)
Lineage: Eukaryota; Viridiplantae; Streptophyta; Magnoliopsida; Vitales; Vitaceae
Product: putative AC transposase
Exons: 8
Coding region: 892-2874 (660 amino acids)
Molecular function (GO): protein dimerization activity; DNA binding
Source: RefSeq, a predicted model, not a curated record